GUGGUUUCUUCCUCCUCGACGGGACUAUAUAAACCUCAACCGACCGAUAAACCCUAACCCCUAAAAGGUAAAGUGAUCCAUUUUCGCCUCCCCACUCCAACCAACUCAUACAGACAGCUAUCGGUCUUCAAAUGAUUGUAAUUUGGUACUAUAUCCUCUCAUAAUCUGUGUUCUGAGAAGAACCUCACUUCACAUUUAUUGGAUUGGAUUGGAUGUUCAAGUUUUCAAGAAUGAAAUCGCUUCUCACUCUCAGUCCAGCUCUCUCCAAUCCCGCCGCUGGAGCUCCUCGUUCUCUCUAUUUCACCUCCCAACGCUGCAUUCUUCUCCACACGCCUUGCAAUAUUAAACCCCUUCGGAACCCUAGGUUUCCUUCCACUAAAUCAGUAGUCAAUUCUAUCAGCUGCAAUACAAAACCGUCUCAUUCCAGUCGAAUUCAAGAGUUUUGCACCCAAAAUGAGAAAUCGGGCGAGAUUCACGUGAUUGUGGGGCCAAUGUUCGCCGGAAAAACCACUACCCUUCUUAAGCGAAUGAAGUCGGAGAGCAGUAACGGCAGAUUUCAGGCGAAUGACACCGUAAAGAACACCUACCAUUUGGAUAGAACAUUAAAGGAUCUCUGUAUUACUGGGAGAAUUAAGGAAGCUGUUGGAAUAUUGUGCAGUACAGGAGUGCAAGUGAUUUCGGAGACCUAUUCUCUUCUCUUGCAAGAAUGCAUUUUCAGGAAAGAAUAUAAGAAGGGCAGACGAAUUCAUUGGCAAAUGGUGGCGGUUGGAUUUAUGCCCGAUGAAUAUCUGAAGAUCAAGCUUUUGAUUUUCUAUGCUAAAUUGGGAGAUUUGGAUACCGCGUACCUUAUUUUUGAUCGAUUGGUGAUGAAAACUUUGAUAUCGUGGAAUGCAGUAAUUGCAGGGUAUGUGCAAAAGGGGAUGGAAGAGGUGGGGUUGAGUCUCUACCACACAAUGAGACUAUGUGGUCUGAUACCGGAUCAGUAUACAUUUGCGUCGGUCUUUAGGGCCUGUUCUUCUCUAGCCAUUCUGGAACAGGGCAAGCAAGCUCACGCCGUAUUGAUUAAGACUCUAGUUAGUGGAAACGUUGUAGUUCACAGUGCACUCAUGGACAUGUACUUCAAAUGCAGUAGCCCCUGUGAUGGAUUUCGUGUAUUUGAUCAAUCUUUGGACCGGAAUGUUAUAACCUGGACUGCUUUGAUAUCUGGAUAUGGACUGCACGGGAGGGUUAAUGAGGUUUUGAGUUCUUUCCAUCAGAUGAUCAGUGAAGGCUUCAAGCCUAACCAGAUCACAUUUCUUGCAGUACUAAGUGCGUGCAGCCAUGGAGGUUUGGUGGAUGAAGGGCGGGCAUAUUUUUCAUCGAUGAUGAGAGACUUUGGUGUUCAGCCCAGAGGAAAACAUUACGCAGUUAUGGUUGAUCUUUUGGGACGAGCUGGAAAACUUGACGAGGCUUAUGAGUUUGUCCGAGCUUCACCUUGUAAGGAUCAUCCAGCAGUGUGGGGUGCUUUGCUUGGUGCCUGUCUAUGGAAAAAUGUCGCAGAAGUUAGGUGUGUGAUGAAGGAAUCGGGAAUAAAAAAGGUAAAUGUAGCUGUAAUAAAAUCAAGUAAAGACGUUAGGUAUGGGGUCGACUAUAUUGUGACGCACGAUGGAGAGAAGUUGCCAUGCUUGCCUUUAUCAGAUCUGUCGGAGUUCCGAGAGAAGCUGGGCGAUGAAGCCUAUGAUAAACUCGAUGUUAUCGGCAUUGAUGAAGCCCAGUUCUUCGGAGACCUAUACGACUUCUGCAGCAAUGUUGCCGAUCAUGAUGGAAAAACUGUGAUAGUCGCCGGUUUGGAUGGCGACUAUUUGAGAAGGAGCUUCGGUUCAGUGCUCGAUAUUAUCCCCAUUGCAGAUUCAGUGACAAAGCUCACGGCGCGAUGCGAGGUAUGUGGUAAGAAAGCAUUCUUUACAUUGAGAAAAACCAAUGAGGUCCAAACCGAACUCAUUGCUGGCGCCGAUGUAUACAUGCCGGUGUGCCGCAAGCACUAUGUAAGCGGACAAGUAGUUAAAGAGGCUGCGAAAGCUGUCCUCGAGUCUCGAAAUCGAGAGAUCACCCCGGCUGUAUAAGCUUUUAAGGCUAUUAUUUGUAGAACAUAACACAGCAUCACUUCUGAAUUACUAGGAAAUCUAAAUCUAUGUGCCUGUAGCAAUUUAAUGACAGAAUAUCUUGUUUUCUUGCUGUCCAAACUUAAACCUUUGUCUGUGGAAAUUCUGUAAAAUAGCUGAUUGAAGAACAAUUCAAAGUUUUCCCAAGUCUUAACCCCAAAUAGAUAAGAUGGACACGAUGUUCCUAGUCAGAAUGAACCUAAGUCAGGACAGAGAUUGAGCACGAAAUUACAUGUGAGAAUUCGAUGAUGUCUUCCAAGAUAUGCUGUAGUUUGUUUUUGGCUCUAUCUCCAUGCGGAACAUGUUACUAAAGCUCUGUUCUUCCA
Messenger RNA from Andrographis paniculata, 2467 nucleotides. RefSeq names its product thymidine kinase a-like. The coding region runs from base 213 to 2102 and encodes 629 amino acids. The record is from RefSeq and is a predicted model, not a curated record. Gene Ontology annotation, biological process: thymidine metabolic process; RNA modification. The transcript is spliced from 6 exons. Lineage: Eukaryota; Viridiplantae; Streptophyta; Magnoliopsida; Lamiales; Acanthaceae. Gene Ontology annotation, molecular function: thymidine kinase activity; protein binding; ATP binding.